AAGGAUAAGUGGAGGUUAAAAAGAAAACCAUGAAAACCGCUGUUGUUGUAACCGAAGCCGCUAAAACCAUCUCUCACGCUCUGACUGUUCAAAACAAAGCGCCCCAAAAGGAGCGUUGCUUUUACUCUCUCUCCACCUUAUAUAAACUACCAUCUUUCCUGUCUCUUCCACCUUCAAUUAUCACACCACCACUACCACUCUCUCUCCCUCUCUAUCCAAUUUUUAGUUAUGGUCAAGAUGGGUUUGAAACCCGACACGGUUCACAGUAACGCCGUGGAGAUUCGUUACAGAGGCGUUAGGAAGCGUCCUUGGGGUCGUUACGCUGCUGAGAUCCGAGAUCCAGGCAAGAAAACCCGUGUCUGGCUUGGAACCUUCGAUACCGCCGAGGCGGCGGCGCGUGCAUAUGAUAAGGCGGCGCGUGUUUUUCGUGGUGCCAAGGCCAAGACUAAUUUUCCGAACUUUCUCGAGCUGAGCGAGAACGUUUCCAUCGGCGGCGGCGGCGGUUUUGAGCGUAGCCCAAGCCAGACCAGCACCCUCUAUUGCGCUUCACCUCCGGCGGCAGUUACACCGGCGGCUGCUGAUAUUGUUCUGCCGCAGCUUGAGCUUAGUCUUGGCGGCAGAGGAGGCGCGUGUUACCAGAUCCCGGUGGCGCGUCCUGUGUAUUAUUUGGACCUUAUGGGAAUCGGAAACGGAGGUCGUGCUGCUCGGCCUCCGAUGUCGUUGGCGUGUAGGUCGCCGGUGAUGCAUGUUGCGACGAAGAUGGCUUGUGGGGGCCAGAGCGAUUCUGAUUCGUCUUCGGUCGUAGAUUUUGAUGGUGGGAUAGAGAAGAGAGCUCGGCUGUUAGAUCUAGACUUAAACUUGCCUCCUCCGUUGGAACAGGCCUGAGCUGUUGGUUGUGUUGUUUCAUCGCGAACGCUCAUGCGUUUUUGUCUUUUUGUUUUGGAGCUGAGAGAAUUCGUUUACUUUUCUUAGUUUUUUCUUCUCUCACACUCUAAAAUAAAGAUCGAUUUUUAAAUCGAGAUAGAACAAAAAUAUAAUGAUAGCUGACAUGGAUCGUUAUGUACAUAUUAUUACGUAACCGGAGAUCUGAACUUUUUUUGUGUGUGUUUU
Brassica oleracea var. oleracea is the source of this 1110-nucleotide messenger RNA. RefSeq names its product ethylene-responsive transcription factor 4-like. Gene Ontology annotation, molecular function: DNA binding; DNA-binding transcription factor activity. NCBI's taxonomy places the organism in Eukaryota, Viridiplantae, Streptophyta, Magnoliopsida, Brassicales, Brassicaceae. The transcript has a single exon. Bases 229 to 885 code for a protein of 218 amino acids. Gene Ontology annotation, biological process: regulation of DNA-templated transcription. The record is from RefSeq and is a predicted model, not a curated record.